Molecule: messenger RNA, 1155 nt
Organism: Saccoglossus kowalevskii
Lineage: Eukaryota; Metazoa; Hemichordata; Enteropneusta; Harrimaniidae
Product: galactose-3-O-sulfotransferase 2-like
Biological process (GO): glycolipid biosynthetic process
Cellular component (GO): membrane
Molecular function (GO): galactosylceramide sulfotransferase activity
Source: RefSeq, a predicted model, not a curated record
AUGUCGAUAUCUGGUAUACCAGCUCGUUCGGAUAAAAUUAACAGUAGCGUCAUGUUAGUCUGCUCAUGGCGUCGUAUGUUCGCUGUAUUGCUUGCACUGUCACUUGUUAGCUCUGGUUUCGUCUAUAUUUACGUUUAUGACGGUAUGACAGUGACCCCCGCAAGAAACCAGGCAGAAAAGUACUGGGAUGAUAUUAUCGAAAAUCAAUUCACACAACGUUCGGUGAUUGUGACUAGAACACCACCCACGAAAACCCAAAUUAUAUCAAGCACAUCAGGUUUUAAUCGGAGCAUGUUGAAUAGCCGCAAAUACCCUCCUCUGAAUGGCGGGAAACAUUACGACAUAUUAACCAAUCACGUAAGGUACAAUCGACAUGAAAUGGAGGCUGUAAUUCCCAAUGCUACUUACAUUACUAUAUUACGUCACCCUGUGAAUCAGAUUGUCUCGGCCUUCAGCUACUUCCGGUGGGCACAGGUCAUUAAUCGAUAUCACGGAAAUAAAAAUGCAUUAGUAACUUUUAUGGAAAAUCCUGCAAAAUUCCCCAAAUAUAAAAUGAGAUUUUGGUGGCAAAGUCACAACGGUCAACUCUAUGACCUUGGAUUUAGAAAUAAUUAUGCCAAUAUAACGGAUGAUGUAAUCCACAAAUACAUUGAAAUUCUGGACAAGGAGAUGGACCUCGUUCUUAUCACGGAAUAUUUUGAUGAGUCUUUGCUGGUUUUGAAGAAACAGUUGUGUUGGAGCAUGGACGAUAUCAUUUACAUUCCGAAAGGUGUCGGUACAUCGAGACAUAUACUCACGCAACAGACGCGUGAUAGAAUUAUGCAAUGGAACAGGGGUGAUUUUCUGCUCUAUGAACAUUUCAACAGAACACUAUGGGAAAAAAUAACUGACUAUGGUCCCGCCUUCGAGAGGGAUUUGCAACAGUUCCGGGAUAAGCGACACACAACAAUGGAGGAGUGCGUUGACCCAUCUGUCAUGAAUACUAAAGAUCCACGUGAAAGGAAAUACGUCCUAAAAAGUAAUGCAGCUGACAAAUGUAUUAAUAUGUGGCUCAGUGACGUAAGGUUCACUGCUUUGAUACGAGAUAAACAAGGCAAAAGCAAAAAUAACAUACCCAACCAGGGAUCAUUAAACAAAAGUAACGUGACACAAUAG